This is a messenger RNA of Brassica rapa (field mustard), 4144 nucleotides long. Its product is annotated as leucine-rich repeat extensin-like protein 6. Gene Ontology annotation, molecular function: protein binding. NCBI's taxonomy places the organism in Eukaryota, Viridiplantae, Streptophyta, Magnoliopsida, Brassicales, Brassicaceae. The record is from RefSeq and is a predicted model, not a curated record.
UCAUCGGAGUGGCCAUUGUUUUCUUGUAGUGUCGUCCUUCUUCCUCAAGCUUUCACUUACAAUACUCUUCCCAUCAACCCAUGCUCCGCACAUGGUCCUUAUGGGUUUCCUCCGAUCGUAAACCCUAGGCUCUUAAAAGCUUACACAGCCCUUCAAGCAUGGAAACACACUAUGACUUCAGACCCAAAUGGCUUCACUUCUAAUUGGUGCAGUCCUAAUGUUUGUAACUACACGGGUGUGUUCUGUGCACAGGCUUUAGACAACUCUUACGUCUUAACCGUAGCCGGUAUAGACUUAAACCGGGCCAACAUCGCCGGUUAUCUCCCGCUAGAGCUCGGUCUCUUAACCGAUCUCGCCUUAUUCCAUAUCAAUUCCAACCGUUUUGAGGGUCAACUCCCUAAAUCUCUAAACUGCCUCAAGCUUCUUCACGAGCUUGACGUCAGCAACAAUAAACUCUCCGGCGAGUUCCCUUCCGUCGUCUUCUCUUUGCCUUCUUUGAAGUUUCUUGACAUUAGGUUUAAUGAGUUGUACGGCGAUGUUCCUAGCCAACUCUUUGACCUAAACCUUGACGCUCUCUUCAUUAACAACAACAAGUUCCGGUUUAGGCUACCCAAAAACAUCGGAAACUCUCAGGUUUCGGUUCUUGUCUUAGCCAACAACGAUCUCCAAGGAUCUUGUCUACCUCCGAGUUUCUACAAAAUGGGGAAAACGUUGCACGAGGUUAUUCUCACGAAUAGUCAGAUUGGCGGUUGUUUAAACCGGGAAGUCGGUUUGCUAAACCAACUGACGGUUUUUGACGUGAGUUUCAACAACUUGGUGGGUUCGUUGCCGGAAACUAUGGGUGAUAUGAAGAGUUUAGAACAGUUAAACAUCGCAAAUAACAAAUUCUCCGGCCAUAUUCCGGAGAGCAUCUGCCGGUUACCGAAUCUUGAGAACUUUACUUACUCGUAUAACUUCUUCUCCGGCGAGCCACCGGUUUGUCUGAGGCUUCAGGAGUUUGAUGAUCGUAAAAACUGUUUACCUUUAAGACCAAUGCAACGGUCUCCCGCAGAAUGUAAAUCUUUUUCUUCUUAUCCUAUAAAUUGUGCUUCUUUCGGCUGCUCUCCGCCUAGUCCACCUCCUCCUCCACCACCUUCACCGCCACCACCACCAUAUGUGUAUCCGUCGCCUCCACCGCCACCAUAUGUGUAUCCUUCACCACCGUGUACUCUUCCAACACCGGUGCAUUACUAAGGUUUCUGUUGAUAGUAUGUGAUCCAACAGUUGAAACUCCCAUCAGUUUAGUUAUUGUGUUCUACGUUAUGUAACGCUAGUAGUGUUCACUUUAAAUUGUUCUUGUCUCACUAUGUAUUUUCUUUGAAUUUUUUUUUUUAAAAAUUGAAUGAGUAAAUGUUUGUAUGAGAAACAUUUUUAGCAAUGUGAAAACUAAGGGGAGUUAUGUGUAAUCUGACCUUCACGAAAGAAAGAUUUGUUGGAUAGUUAUUUGGAGUGUAUGCUUUAAUCACACAUCAAAAACUAUACUAAUACCCUACUAGGCCUGGGCAAAAAAACCGGAACCGAAAAACCGAACCGGAACCAAACCGAAAUACCCAAAACUAGAACCGGACCAAAACCUUCAAAUAUUCGAACGGUUCCUAUAUUUCUAUAUCUGAAAUAAACGAACUGAACCGAGAACCGAAUGUGUACCCGAAUAUAUAAAAAUAUUAAUUAUAUAUACAUAUAAUAUAACUAAAUAUAUAUUUUAAUUUAAAGAUCUGUUAAAGUAUCCGAAAAUAGUUGAGGAUAACUAAAUUAUUAUAAAGUAUCUGAACUAUCCAAAAGUAUCCGGCUAGUUUUAUCUAAAAUAUCCAAAGUAAUCAAAAAUAUCCAAAAUUCUUAUCUAAAUCAUCUUCUUUAUUUGAUAUUUUACCCUAAAUAACCGAUAUUUUAUCUGAAUUAUCCGAACUACCUGAACUACCCGAACUAUCUGAACCGGAACCGGAACCAAAUGAAUAUUUUCCGAGUAUCUUCCGGUUUUUAGUUUUACUAUCCGAACCGAACCCGAAGCUAUCUGAACCGAACCAAACCGAAAAAAGGUCAAAUAGUAAAUGGAUCCUCUAGCCUCCUAUCCAAACUACCUAAAACCCGAAAUACCCGAACCGAACCGAACCGAUACCCAAAAUGCUCAGGCCUAAUACCUAGUUUACAAAAAAAAAUACUAAUACCUACAAGUCAAGAAAAAAAAAACUAGACUAAUAUCCAAAUUAAUAUGUGGUCGAUCAUGGCUUAAAUCGCAACAUAAGAAUUCAUAUUCAACUCACAAUAGUGAAUGUUCGACAAAUUUAUUUUUCUUUUUUUGACAUAAAAAACAAUUAUAUUCUUCAAAUUUGAAGUGAUCUGGAGAUUUGGAGUAAAAUAGCCAGCAAAAAUAAAAAUAAAAUUUAUGAAAAUCUCGUGUGCAAUCUUGACCAAAGUGUUUACUGUCCGGUUUCGUGUUUUUGGUAUGUAUGUGAUCUUGAAGUCCUCAAACCUUCUUGUAGUAUCGUUAUCUCUGUUAAUUCUAUUGAAAAACUUGGCCAUAUUCGCAAAUUCUGAAUAACUGAAAUGACAUCCUUGCCAUAUGUCCCAAAAUGCAGAUAUGUCGAAAAUGAGAACAUAUUAUUUAUUGGCCAAACAAGUGCAUCUAAUUCUGAAUGCAAAAGUGACAAGCAUAUUUCUUUGUUUUUCAACUCAAGGAGUUGUUCAUUUCCAGACUCAUCUAACCAAAUUCUUCCAUAUCAAUUGUACUAUGAAUCUGAAGUCCAUGAUCCAUCUAUCAAACAAAUAUGCUGUAAGCAUAAGGCUUUUGUAUUUCGUGUCUGUGUUUUUUCUAAGCUCUUUGAAUUUGCAUUAAACCAUGUGUAGUAUUCACUUUUAGCAUGUCUUAUUAGCUCUAGCGGCUCUUGUAAUCUCUUAAACAAUUUAUCAUUACGUGCUUUUUUAAAGAUAUAUCUAUACUAUUAAAAGGGAAUCAUUCUAAAAAAAUCUACUUAAAAAAAGUUAUUGGACCCUUUCCUUAGACUUAAAUAUUUUUUUGGUCUUACCUUAUAUAUUUCUAACAAUAAGUUAGUCAAUAACAUUAUACCAUAGAUUUGCCUAUUUUUACUCCUUCCUUUUUUUGAGUUAUCAUAUAAUUGAUCAAAUAUUUCUCUAAGAUUAUUUUAGUCAAUUUGCUAACGUAUUAUACAAAAUGGUUUGGUCGACUAAAACACGAACCAAAACAAUAAUUGUAUCAGCUCUCCAAUAAAUAAUUAUGUCAACCGUCAUUUUAACAGCUUGAGUAAUGUAUUUAUGUUCAGAAAAUGCAUACAUAUAAUCACAUUGUUAUCACAUUUUGAUUCAUUAUAUAAGUAGAUUUCUAUUUCCAUAUUUUUAACAUGUUAGCAUCAUACUAUAUGGGUUUAUCUGGUAUAACACAAACUACGGUAAUUACUAUGUUUACUUUGUUUUCUAAAUGAUGAUAAAACUCUAAAAAGAAUUUGAGAUCAACAGAGAUGAUUAUAAUAAACUGUAAAAAAGCUCAUGUUGGUAUGAUAUGGAAAAAAUCGUAACAUACCAUUUAACUACAAUAAUUUAAUAUAAAGCUUAAAAUCUAUUGUUACCUUAUUGUUCAAAUAAUUUCUUAUAAUUUUCAGAUGAUUGAAUAUUUGAAUUUAAUUGAGAUCUUUAGAUAUGAUUUGAAUUUUAUUUAAACUAAGAUUACUGGAUCUUACCAAAUAUCUAACAACUUUGGUAAACGUAACUCUAAUAAUAUACUUGCAUGAUCUCAUUAUUUUUCAAUAUACAGAAGCAUAAAAUAUAUGUGAAAUAUAGUCUCAUAUUCAUUAUAAAUGAAAUAGACCAAAAUAUACACAUAUAAGCUUCAAAUUACCACAAAUUUUCUAUAAUUAGUGAAGAUUUGCCACGGUUUAGUAUAAAAUUUAAAGAAGUUAUUGUAUCAUCAAAAUCAAACAGGCUUGGAUAUUUUACCCGGACCCGAUAAUCUGAAACCAAAACUGAUUCAAAAAUAUUCGAUCCGAAACCAAACCGAAAAUUUAAAGUAUGUAUUGGAUCGGAAAUUAUUCUAUCUGAAAGAACAUGAACCAAAAAAAAAACAAAUAGACUCAACCUGAUAAAAACCAAUUAA